Messenger RNA from Colletotrichum fioriniae, 1785 nucleotides. RefSeq lists its product as uncharacterized. The record is from RefSeq and is a predicted model, not a curated record. Lineage: Eukaryota; Fungi; Ascomycota; Sordariomycetes; Glomerellales; Glomerellaceae.
AUGGAGGAUUUCAGACAGGUAGACCCGACUCUUCCGCAAAACACCGACGGUCACAGCCCACCCAUUCCGGACAAGAGACCCCUCGACGUUGAUGCUGGUGCCAUGAUCCUCGACGACUCGAGACUUACCUACAGACAGUCCCCCAAGAACCAAGCAACUGCUGUCACCAUAGAGCCAGUCAGCCCACACGCGACUUGUGACACUGAUGCGAUGGGCUUCACCAAGGUCGAGAUGCCUGCUCCGGAGAACGGGGCUCAGAGCAGCGGACCCAGGCAAGCUCUACCCAAAGGCCUCGUUGCCACUCGUUUCAAUAAUUAUCCUGCCUCCAAUCCUUCUCGUCAUCCUCUGUCGCCAUCUUCCACAGUUACAUCAUCCUCAUUUGUCGAAUGCGAUCUGAUCGACCUUGGUGCUGACAUUUCCUCACCAUCAAGAGAGUUUUCCGAAAAAGAUGUUAUCCCCAAUGCACGCGACGGCGGAGACGAGGCAGAGGCCAGUGAUGACUUGCUGCUGCGUCGUGAAAUCAUGGAGCUGCGCCACAGGCUCAAGUCAACAAUGGCUCGAGCUGAAAUCGCCGAGGAGAAGGUAGAACGAGCAGAGCGGAGGAUAGGCGAGAUCAAGUCUACCGUGACCUCGACCAUCACAGAGAUUGAGAAAGACACAGCACCUCUUGCUUCAAAAAUCAAUGAGCUCAACACAGAGAAUACAGCUUUGAAAGAACAACUCAGAGAUGCCCAAUCUCACAUCUUUAGCCUUCAGCCCUAUCGCAAAGAGCUCACCCCCGAGGAAGUUGGGCGCGAAUACGAUGAUCUUAUCGAGGGCAUCAGCGAUUGGGUUUCCAAGUUCAUGGAUCCCCAUUUGGACGACCAUGAAAAGGGGGUCGAUGACCUAAUGACGGCUGCCCGCAGGAGGCCUAGCGACGCCCUCAAAUUGAAGCAGGUCAUACACCAGUAUCCUGACCUGGUUCAUGGCGCAGUCUUCCCAGAAACGGAUGAAGACAUUAUUGUUGCAACCAUCAUGAGGUUCAUCAACGAGAACAUUUUUCAAAAGAUUAUGUACGGCUCCAUCGCCAACUAUGUGGAAGUCCUCAGCUUCGUGGAAACGGCGCUCCAGAACCAUGUUGAACCAAAGCGAGAUCUCUUUGCGAUACGAACCUGGACGGCAGAAGCAUACAAUGCAAUCUUGAGCUCCCGCGACUUCAAGGGCUGCCGGGAAAAGAAAAUGCGCGAGCUAACGAUCGAACUUGCGAGUAUUUUCAAAAUCUUCUGCCGGAGAGACAAGAUAGAUGCAUUUUUCAGGGGUUUUGAGCAGGUUUGCAUCAAGCCCGCGAUGCAAUUGUAUGAGAAGAUUCAGGUCUCCACCAACCAUUUCUAUUUCGACAUCAGCCCAUACAUAGUUUGGGGUGUGGACGACGAGAUGCAAACCUCGACCGACUUCCUCGACAAUUUGCAAGAACUCGACUGCAAGAACAUACUACAGAACCGCAAAGCUUUCAAUUUGACAAAGAUUGACCCGCAACCCACCAAAAAGGAGCUGUAUCACCACCUGCUCAACGUUUGCACUCUCACGCCGGCGCUAUACAUGCGACAGAUUGGCCGCAAGGAUGUUAUCAAGGAACCUCAGCUUGUGCGACGCCAACAGAUGCUGGUCGCGUGGGGGCCGCAAGAAAAGCGUGAUAGGUUCCAGGAGAGUGGGGCUCGUACACUUUUGAGCCACCUCUACUACGCCAAGAGCGAUCGAGAGAGGCAGGAAGCCGGCGGAUGGACAAAUUUCCGGUGGGGAGGCUAG